This is a messenger RNA of Dictyostelium purpureum, 600 nucleotides long. RefSeq lists its product as uncharacterized. NCBI's taxonomy places the organism in Eukaryota, Evosea, Eumycetozoa, Dictyosteliales, Dictyosteliaceae. The transcript has a single exon. The coding region runs from base 1 to 600 and encodes 199 amino acids. The record is from RefSeq and is a predicted model, not a curated record.
AUGAAGGUUUUAAAAGCUUUAGUUGUAUUCUUUUCUUUUUUACUUGCCAUGGUUCAUGGCCAAUAUGUUUUAUUGGAAAGUUAUGAAAAAGGAUCUUCAUGUUCUGGUGAAUCUUUAAUUCAAGGCACAAUUUUGACCAAAACAUGUUUCUACGAUGAUUAUAUUUCCAGAAUUUUCUUAGUUUCUGGUAAUAAAGUUAUUGAAAGAAAAUACGUUGAUAUGCAAUGCAACCAAUUUCUUGAAGAGGUAGUUUAUGAACCAAACUAUUGUAAUUCUACAAGUGGUGAUACUUUAAAAUACUCGAUUUUAGACAAAAUAGAAAUCCCAUCAGAUGUUUAUGUUACCGUUGACUAUAGUGGUGCAUGUAAUGGUCAUUAUAAAGAUACUUUUAUAAACUUUGAUUAUUAUAAUUUAGAUUAUUGUAGCUCAUAUAACGGUGUAUCAAGUAAAAUGUCUUGUAAUUCAACUUCAAUUUUUACUUAUACAUAUAAAAACUUAGAAUGUUCAGGUUCCCCAUCUCGUACCGACGUCACCCAUUUUUUAGAUUAUUGCACUUCUUAUGAGGGCACCUACAAUCAUGUAGAAUUUUGCAACAAAUAG